Fomitiporia mediterranea MF3/22 is the source of this 2986-nucleotide messenger RNA. RefSeq lists its product as uncharacterized. Lineage: Eukaryota; Fungi; Basidiomycota; Agaricomycetes; Hymenochaetales; Hymenochaetaceae. The record is from RefSeq and is a predicted model, not a curated record. The transcript has 6 exons. Bases 2231 to 2845 code for a protein of 204 amino acids.
CUAGAUUGACGCUCAAUGAUCAUACAUCUUUGAGGAAGAACAGUAAGAGAAGAGCUGAUUGGGGCGUUGUAGUAGUGAAGCAGGACGAGGCAUUGUAACAGUGUAGGACAAAGUACAUUGUAUGAAUGGAUGAAAAUAGCAGUUCUAUUGGGUUGUAUUCAGAGGCGUUGUUAUUGUUGUGCUACAGUUUUUGGACCUUUCCUAGUGGUAUUUCUGGUAGUACGGGAAUGGCUCUUGGCUCAUCUCCUUCCUGGCUCCAGCAUAAAAGAAUCGGGCAUCAGGUGUAGUGAGCUGCAAUGCCUCAAUCCCAUUUUAUGCAACUAUAAGUUGAAGACAAUCAUGGACCAACCUCGGCAGCUCCUUCCAUGACUUCUAGAUCUACAGCCACCCAUCUUUCCUUCAGGUAUGCUCUCCUCCACUGUUUACGCACUAUUUCUACAUUACACUGACCUGAGACACAUUACAGUUGUCUGCGCCUCCGAAGUGAAAUGCAGACCAAAUGUCCGCGGAAAUUUUCCGAGUCUUUAUGUCUACGUCAAGCUCAGUAGUGAGAGUAGACAAACGACGAACGAGAAGAAGAGCUUAUCAUUCAAGUGGGAUGAACGUCUUUCAUUCGAGUUGUGAGCGAACCGGUUACCUUAACACAGGAUGCGGAUUAACUAUUUGACCAUAGACCAUCUGCAGACAAGAGUGGAAAUGUCAAUAUCAGAAUCAUGCGGAGAUCGCACUUGAGUGACGUAUGCAUAGGAAAGCUGAAGCUGAGCUUAGUGCCUUGUUGGAGGGUUGCGCUGGUGGCAAAGAAGUAGAACUGCAUCUUAAUAAGCCUCGUAGAUCGGCAUCAACAGAAGCUGCUGCGACUCUUCACUUACAUUUGGAGGCCGUAGACGCGCUUAUGAGCACUAGCCAUAACGUCAAUGCUGCAGAGCAAGCAGUCCAACGGAGUGGAAUUACAGCUCUAGCAGCGGCCGCAGAUUCGACUAACAUUGCAGCCGUGGAAGCCUUUGGUACCCAGCUUUCCGGGUACUCUGAUCUAUAUCAGUCUAUUGGAAAGCUCAUUUUGAAAUUGGACGUCUUUGUCGGUAUUAUCGACCAACUAUCCCAUAUAGGACUUGUCUUCUGUGGUUCGCGUCCGUGAUUGAUGAGAGGUAUUAGGUUCACCCGUACGUCAACUGUACAUGGAAAGUUGUAUCAACGCUAUAUAAGAGCAUCAGUCGCCAAUUCGAGGUUGAUAAGAAGGUCAUUGAUCUUGUGCAUGUCAUGGAGGAUGCCUUUAGCUUCGUUCAAGAUGCAGGUUUUCUCCGCGACAAGACGCAGUACCUUGGGACAACAAUUAUCCAGCUUUUGAAACAGACGAAUGAAUGCUGUCUUUAUAAAGGAAUACGCAAGUCAUACGUUCAUAGGACGAAUGUUUAAGAUUGACGUGGAUGGAAAAGCCGACGAGUUCAUGCAGUCCCUUCGUGCACUCAAAGAAUCAAUUGAGUCGGGUGCUGUCAUUUGUACAGCAUUUGUUUCAAAGAGGAUGUCUUCAGAAAUUGUUUUAUAGCACCGACUGCAUCCAGACAUGAUAGACACGUUUAAUCGGCCCCAAUGCCUUCCUGGAACGCGGACGGAAAUCAUGAACCAGGUGAUAGAGUGGGCCGUAUCAGGCUCGGACCAGAAUGUGUUUUGGCUGCAUGGAGCGGCAGGAUCUGGUCAGCACAACUAUUGCGGAAUAUUUCCGUGGGAUAUCUCGUCUUGGAGCGCAUCUGUUUUUUGAACGCGGGAAGAGCGAUCCUAGCUGUGUCAUCCGAACACUCGCUUAUAAGCUCGCCUCAUUCGACUCGUCUGUGGAAGCCAACGUGAUUGCAGCCAUUAAACAGGAUAGUGAUAUUGGCCAGGCCAUGUCGGCUAUUCAGUUUGAGAACCUGCUCCAUGUCCCUCUUAAUUCGUCUCAAGAUGCUAUGCGAGGACCUAUUGUCAUUGUUCUCGAUGCAUUGGACGAAUGCGGCACGGAGAAAAUAAGGCGGAACUUAAUGGAGAGCUCCCGAGGCAUUUCCGGUUCCUGAUUACGAGCAGGAGGGACCCGGACAUUGAUCGAGCACUGUCCUCUUGACCCGACCGUGUCCGUUGUGUCGAACUGGAACACAGCUUGGAUAGCUGUAGGGAGGACGUGCUUCGCUAUCUUAAGUGUGUGAUGCGUAACGUAUUCGUGAUUAGGAAGUUGUCAAUUCUGGCUGACUGGCAGUUGAAAAUGGAUCGCCUUGCUUCAGCGGCAGGGGGUUUGUUCAUCUGGGCAUCGAUAGCAGUGAAACUGGUGGACUGCGACAACCCGGCUCCGAAGCUAAAACAUCUAGUUAUUCAAUCGCAGCAUCUCUCUGGCCUUAGACAACUUUAUGACUCGGUGCUUGCAAGUUUGGGAAUUUCAUUCGACGAUGAUUCAUCUAAGACUCGCUUUUCGCAAGUGCUUGGUCUCGUCAUUCUCAGUAAAACUCAGUUUUUCGACAAUACGAUCGACGAGCUGCUUGGGUUUUCGAGCGACGAGCCAUCGAGGCUUAUCGUAUCUCGUUUACAAUCUAUACUUGUCUUCACUCCUGGCGAGCCUAUUCAUUUCUACCACGCAUCUUUCCGUGAUUACCUGUUGUCACCAGAGCGCGAAAACAACCCAUGGUUUGUUGGCCUCGAAGCACAAAGAGCGUUCAUUGCUUCGCGAUGUUUCGACAUCAUGAGGGACAUGCUUCGGUUCAACAUUUGUAAAGUCGUCGUACAUCUCCAACGAUCAGAUCCCCGAUCUUCGGGAUCGCAUAGAGGCGAACAUUCCACCGCAUUUGGACUAUGCCUGUCUCUUCUGGUGCUAACACUUACAUGACGCGCAAUUCUCACAUGCGUUGUUGGACAGGUUGUCGGACUUCCUUAGUAUACGCUUACGUACUAGCUCGAGGUGAUGAGCCUUCUGGCAAAGGCUAAUAUUGCUAGCCCAGCACUCCUUCAUCCGAUGGACUGGGUCUCG